Messenger RNA from Arabidopsis lyrata subsp. lyrata, 1962 nucleotides. RefSeq names its product AMSH-like ubiquitin thioesterase 1. Lineage: Eukaryota; Viridiplantae; Streptophyta; Magnoliopsida; Brassicales; Brassicaceae. The transcript has 14 exons. The record is from RefSeq and is a predicted model, not a curated record. Gene Ontology annotation, biological process: protein K48-linked deubiquitination; protein K63-linked deubiquitination. Gene Ontology annotation, molecular function: protein binding; metal-dependent deubiquitinase activity; K63-linked deubiquitinase activity. Gene Ontology annotation, cellular component: endosome; membrane. The coding region runs from base 242 to 1765 and encodes 507 amino acids.
ACAUAUCUACCCCUCAAAAGAAAGUCAAAUUACUCAACAGCGUCGUUUCUUCUUGUUCAUCGCCAAUCGCCAUUAAUCGCGGUGCCUCUUCUCUCCUCUCGCCGUCUCUUUGGACCGGAGGUUUCCUCCACCCUUUGACAAUUCCGUCAUCGAUUGACCUCGAGCUCCGAGAUCUGAUCUUCAAUUUGAUGCUCUUCCAUUAGUCGGAAAGUUGCUUUUGAUUUCUCUGGUGGAAGCAACUAUGGGGUCGUCUUCUGAGAUCAUCGAUAUCGCAACUAGUGCUCGGAGAAUUGGCGUAGAUAAUCGUAUUUCUCUCAAAUUUUACUUCAGGAUCGCUGAUAAUAUCCUCAAACAGGCCGACAUAUUUCGGGCAGAGAAGAAUGUUAUUGAUUUAUAUGUCAUGCUUCUGCGGUUUUCAAGCUUGGCUCUCGAGACUAUACCAUCGCAUCGAGAUUACAGAACAUCUCUAAAAAGCAACAAAGAGUAUUUGAGAAUGAGACUAUUGGAUGUCUUGACGGAGCUGGAGAAGUUGAAACCAGUUGUACAGAAAAGGAUUGAUGAACUGUAUCCAAAGCUCAAACCUCGAUAUAAUGUACAAGCUCAUCCAUCAAAUGGUUCCCUAGGCUGGUCUUCGGCCGUGAAACCAUCAUUAAAUAGUUAUGAUCCUGCAAAGGUAAGAAAUCCUCCUGGACAUAAUUUUGGCUACAUGGGUUCCAGGGGUCAACAAUUCUUGAACGCUGCACCACUUGAAGAGCGUUUCCGAAAGAUGUCGGUGAACUUCCGACCAAAUGAAGAAACCCUUUCCAAGCAUUCUAUCUUGGGUCCAGGUGGACUAAGUGCACAGUGGCAGCCACCAAAGUAUGAUACAAAGGUUCAAUAUCCAAGCAAUAUAGAUUUUUCGCCUGUUGUAAUCCCAAGCUUCCAACAAUUUGUGGACAGCAAACCAAUGAUAACGAAUGGCAGUAACGAUGAACCUGAAAGGCCAAUUGUGGAGCCAAGUGUUGCAUCUAGUGAAAAUAUCCAGAAAAAUUACACUGAAGAGCUUUCUUCCAUGAUUUCUUUCGAAGAGCCAGAAAGCGUUAAUGAUAAUAAUCUCAUUAGGCAACCUUCACCACCUCCGGUGCUAGCAGAAGUUCAAGACUUGGUUCCUGCUUUAUGUCCUGAAGUUAGAGAACCGGAAUGUAUUAUAGAAAACUCUCUGCCAGAUGAGUCUCUACGGUCGGAGUCUCCUCUUGAACUUCAUAUUGCAACAACAAUGAUGGAUACCUUUAUGAGGCUUGCCAAGUCAAACACUAAAAAGAAUUUAGAAACGUGUGGUAUUCUUGCUGGCUCACUAAAAAACAGAAAAUUUUACAUUACAGCUCUCAUCAUACCAAAGCAGGAGUCGACAUCUGAUUCGUGUCAGGCCACAAACGAAGAGGAGAUAUUUGAAGUACAGGACAAGCAAUCCCUUUUCCCACUUGGAUGGAUUCAUACGCAUCCGACACAGUCUUGUUUCAUGUCAUCCAUUGAUGUUCACACACACUAUUCAUACCAGAUUAUGUUACCAGAAGCCGUGGCAAUCGUUAUGGCGCCACAAGACUCUUCAAGGAAUCACGGAAUAUUCCGGCUGACGACGCCGGGAGGAAUGACAGUGAUAAGGAAUUGUGACCAGCGUGGGUUUCAUGCGCACAGUUCGCCGGAGGACGGAGGACCAAUUUACAAUACGUGUAAGGAAGUUUACAUGAACCCUAAUCUCAAGUUUGAUGUCAUUGAUCUCAGAUAGCAUCACUUGCGCUUUUGAAAGUGAAACAAUGUUCUCAAAGCCAUUUUCUCUACGAUUGUAACAAUUAUGUAUCUGUUUAUAUCCCGAUUUUAAUAUGAUUUAUGUAAGUUUUCAUGUACAAUUAUAUGUUUACAAGUCUUACAUGUACAACUGAACUAAAAUUAAGAUACAAGAGCAAGUGAUUUGUGAUAAAGUUA